GGCGAGGGGCGGGCCGACUCUCGGGCCUGAGAAACUGUCGCGUUUCUGGGAGACGCCUCAGCUGGCAGUUACCACCACGCUAGGAGCCUGCGGACCGGCCACCUCCACCACCGGUCAUCAUGGGGGCUGUGCUGGGGGUCUUCUCCCUCGCCAGCUGGGUUCCGUGCCUGUGCAGCGGGGCCUCCUGUUUGCUGUGUAGCUGCUGUCCGAACAGUAAGAAUUCCACAGUGACGCGCCUCAUUUAUGCUUUCAUCCUCCUCCUGGGCACUGCUGUGUCCUGUAUCAUGCUGACAGAAGGCAUGGAAACUCAGCUGAAGAAGAUUCCUGGAUUCUGCGAUGGGGGCUUUAAAAUCAAGAUGACUGAUAUAGCGGUGGAUAAAGACUGUGAUGUGCUGGUUGGUUAUAAAGCUGUGUAUCGCAUCAACUUUGCCUUGGCCAUCUUUUUCUUUACCUUCUUUGUGCUCAUGUUGAAAGUAAAAACAAGUAAAGACCCCAGAGCAGCAGUACACAACGGGUUUUGGUUCUUCAAAAUUGCUGCCAUCGUUGGAAUCAUGGUUGGAUCUUUCUACAUUCCUGGGGGCUCUUUCACCACAGUCUGGUUUGCUGUUGGCAUGGGAGGGGCUGCCUUCUUCAUCCUUAUCCAGCUGGUGCUGUUGGUAGACUUUGCUCACUCUUGGAAUGAAUUAUGGGUAAACCGAAUGGAAGAAGGAAACCCAAGACUCUGGUAUGCUGCUUUACUGUCUGUCACAAGCUUGCUUUAUAUCCUGUCAAUCAUCUUCGUUGGGCUGCUCUUCACAUACUACACCAAACCAGAUGGCUGCACAGAAAACAAGUUCUUCAUCAGUAUCAAUCUGAUCCUUUGCGUUGUGGUUUCUGUCAUAUCGAUCCAUCCAAAAAUUCAGGAACACCAGCCUCGCUCUGGCCUCUUACAGUCCUCUAUCAUCACCCUCUAUACCAUGUACCUCACGUGGUCGGCCAUGUCCAAUGAACCUGAUCGUUCCUGCAACCCCAGCCUGCUGAGCAUCAUUUCACAGAUAACCGCACCAACGGUGGCUCCCGGAAAUUCAACUGCUGUGGCCCCUACCUCUCCUCCAGUGUCAAAGACUGGGCAUUUCCUGGAUUCAGAGAGUGUUAUUGGCCUGAUGGUCUUUGUUUUCUGCCUUUUGUAUUCUAGCAUCCGCAAUUCCAACAACAGCCAAGUGAACAAGCUGACCCUGUCAGGGAGCGACAGCGUGAUCCUUGGUGAUACAACUGCUGGUGCCAGCGAGGAGGACGAUGGACAGCCUCGGCGGGCCGUGGACAACGAGAAGGAGGGAGUGCAGUACAGCUACUCCUUCUUCCACUUCAUGCUCUGCCUGGCUUCCUUGUACAUCAUGAUGACCCUGACCAGCUGGUACAGCCCUGAUGCAAAGUUCCAGAGCAUGACCAGCAAGUGGCCAGCCGUGUGGGUCAAGAUCAGCUCCAGCUGGGUCUGCCUCCUCCUCUACGUCUGGACCCUCGUGGCUCCCCUCGUCCUCACCAAUCGGGACUUCAGCUGAACCUCGGAGUGCCAAGGACACCACUGAAAUUCAUAAAGGUCUCCUUUGCCGAAAACCAUAUCCCUUAUAAGUUUGCUUCAACUAAAAUAUUAAGCGAACGCUUUGCAGAUUUGACUAUAUCCAGGUCCAUAUCAGGAGGCAAGAUUGAAUAAUGCUUAACGCAGAAUCUGAACUUUUCACUUAACAUGUACAUUAUGCUUAUUUGUAAGGACAUAGCUCAAGAAAACGUUUUUGUGUUUUAAAGUGAACUACAGCUGUGCUGUGAAGAGAGUUCUGUAUAAAGGUCUGUAGGUUCCUACAACUUUGGUUUAAAAUGUAAGGUUUAAAAUGUUGGAUAUUUGAGGCCAUCAUUAAUAUAUUUCUAUUGUAGUAUUCUUAAAAAGCAACAAAAAAGAAAAAAAAGAAAAAACACACACAAGCAAAAAAGCGCUCCAAAUAGCAACACAAAAAGGUAUUUACAUGACAGUUUUCUGCUGUGAGAGUCCUCAUUGUGUGAUGUAAACACUGUUCAGUGCUUAAACUCUGAGGAGGUGUGUAGCCCACAGUCCUGGGGGAAGGAUUGUGUAUGUGGGUCCUUCCCCAGAAGGGUGGUUGCUGAUAUGACUACUGCUUCUACAUCUUAAGUUUUUUUAUUUACUUUUUUAACAUUACAUCGAUGCUGCCUGAUUCAUGUCUGUGGUUUGGCCAGAUAUGUUCAUUUCAAUUAAUGCUUUGUAGGUUUGGUUAAAAUGAAGAUUCACUUCGGCAAACACUGCAACUUUAAUCUACAUAAUUAUCUUGUUAUGAGUAUGUUAAAAGUCAAAUGCAUGUGAAUUUAUUAUAUUUGCACUAUAAAGGUAUUUAAUUAAAAAAGAAAGACAUUAAGCUUUUAAGGUUCUUUCUUUAACAGCUUUUAUAAAUUAGCAGCCAUUCUUGUUUUCUGAACAGUCAGGUUAUCAGGCAUCUAGUCAGAAAGUUUCCAUUCCUUCUAAAGCUUAGGGUCUGACUGGUGAGCAAAAUCUUGAACUCAUCCCAAAAUGAUCCUUGGUAUCUUCUCUGGGUAGGAUACUUGGGUAGAUAUGAGACAGGUAAGGCACUGUCAGGAAGCGUAUUCCUGAGAGGCAGCGUGCAGGGAAGUGCCACAGAACAGGUCAUUUUCCCAGGAGUUUACCAAGUGUCUGUUCUGCACCAGGCACUGGAUUCUGGGCACGACUUUCAACAUGACAGACGCACACAGGCUCUGCCAUCUUAGACUCAAUCGUUUAGAGGAGCGUGAAAAUAAGCUGAUAAUAAAAUAAGUGAUUAUAAUGUGGUGAAUUAGUGUCGUGAUUUAGGAAUUGUAGAGGACUCAGAGAAAGUGAUGCGUAAGCCAGGAACUUUGGGAGUUAGCUAAGAGAGGGAUGGGAAGGUGGGGUGACAUUGCGGACAGGUAGGUAAAACUGCAUGUUGAAGGAAACAGGAAAAACAAUAUUCAUGAAGGCUGGAGUAUGGAGAGUAGGCAGGGACUGAGGUAUGAAAGGUUGUGUGGACCCCAGUAAAGAGUUGGGACCUUACCUUGAGGACAGCAGAGAGCAUAUGUGCAGGGACACAAACUGUCUGUGGUCACUUUGGCUGGGUACAGAGUGAACAUAGAGCAGUGUGACCAGGGCAGUCCCUGUGGGAUGAAGGUGGGGACGGGGAGAAAGCGACUGCUCAGAGCUGCCCAAUGAAUUGAAUCAUUACAUUGGCAAUGAGCUCAUCUCGCAAAAUGCUAAACCCAUUUUAAAGCACUGAUGGCAACUGCUCAUCUCAAACGGGGCUAAACCAGCCUGGAUAAUAUUCGAAGGUCAGAGAUGCUCAGCCAGUCUGAUGGGAGCCGAAUUCGAGGCGUUCUCGCAGAACUAAACAGAUGAACAUAGAGGGUGGAGGGUGGGGAUAGGAGAGCAGAGCUUUGAAUUGUUGGGACCCUUUCCUCUUUCACACUAGUGACUUAUAUCAGGGUAUGGAGAUAACGUUGCAAGGGAUUUGUGGAGCAGACGGGGAGGUUUAGUCCUUGUUUGCCAGUGUAAAGCAUUUGCCCCAUUUUCCUUAAUAGCAGGGGAGCCAGAAAGAGCAUUAAAAUUCCCACACUUCAGAGCAUUAUAGUGCCCCAUCCUCCGCCUUAUGUAAUUCCAAAUAAAAGCAAUACUAAACUGUAAAAUAAGUGUAACAAAGUCCAAUAAAGUUUUUAUUUUUUCUCAUGGUAA
Tupaia belangeri chinensis (Chinese tree shrew) is the source of this 3742-nucleotide messenger RNA. RefSeq names its product serine incorporator 3 (gene SERINC3). The transcript has 10 exons. The record is from RefSeq and is a predicted model, not a curated record. Lineage: Eukaryota; Metazoa; Chordata; Mammalia; Scandentia; Tupaiidae. Gene Ontology annotation, cellular component: membrane. The coding region runs from base 120 to 1538 and encodes 472 amino acids.